Aspergillus homomorphus CBS 101889 is the source of this 1325-nucleotide messenger RNA. RefSeq names its product putative esterase/lipase. Lineage: Eukaryota; Fungi; Ascomycota; Eurotiomycetes; Eurotiales; Aspergillaceae. The record is from RefSeq and is a predicted model, not a curated record. The transcript has 2 exons. Gene Ontology annotation, molecular function: hydrolase activity. Bases 492 to 1229 code for a protein of 245 amino acids.
GUUCGGCGUCUUCUUCCUCGUUCCCUCUCAUUAAAGCACAUUUCUACCUUUGGAUUCAAGACGAAGGCAUCCCUUGAAUAGUGGUUAUUUCUUCCCAUUCUCAUCAAUCAUCCGUGUUUCAUCCUUGUCCCAGUUGUUCGUCUUAGUACUAGCCUCGGUAGACAGAUGCAUUUUUCGAUGGCGUCAUCGGCCCCCAAGUGGGCCGUCAGCUAUACGGCACAGACCGACAGAACCAACUACCGACUUAUUUACUUAUAUGUGACUAUCGAUGGUGCCUGUUGAUGCAAUUCGAACCAAAGUUCUGGCGUCCUCUUGGCAGAUAUAACCCGUGUCAUUGCUCAAAUCAAGCCCUUGAUUUGCAUGUGUGCGCUGACCCGACCUACCGCACGACAUGUUCUUCCUCACCUACCUCUACUACAAACUCCUUGCUGUCUUCUUUCGAAGAUAUUUUACACGAACGCUGCCCGAUGCCAAACCUGAUGAGGUCCUUCAUGUCAAGUCGCGCGACGCUGGACGAACGAUCAAGGUGCACGUUGUUGGUGAAUUUUCACGGCAGUGGCUUCAUCUUUCCGCGCCAUGGUGCCGACGACGAGUUCUGUCGCAAGAUGAGCCAGGAGACAGGCCGGACCGUCCUCGAUGUGCAGUAUCGCCUCGCUCCCGAGCAUCCCUUCCCUGCCGCGCUCAAUGAUGCCGAGGAUGCCGUCCGAUGGGUACUCAACCAGCCGCACAAGUUCGACCAGCGAAUUUCAAUAUCUGGCUUUAGCGCUGGUGGUAAUUUUGCGCUAGCAUUGACAAAUCUGUUCCCUGCAGAGACGUUUCACUCUCUAAUCGCCAUAUAUCCAGUUGUUGACAUUCAUACGGCACCCGAGUUGAAGGUGGCACCGGAGCCUGGGAAGGCGAUCCCACUCUUCAUGUCGAGGUUUUUCGAUGCAUGUUACGUGCCCACUGGAUAUGAUAAAAGAGACCCUAGGAUAUCACCAUUUUAUGCCAGCACUGACCGCUUUCCUAAGCGAGUGAUGAUUGUGAGCGCAUCACGUGACUCGCUGGCGGUCGAGGCGGAGACACUGGCGAGAAAGAUCGCAAAGGAGCCCGGAAUAGAUCGUGAAGUGGUGCAAGCGCGAAUGCAAGGCUGCGAACACGGAUUUGACAAGCGGGCAAUCCCGGGGACAAUACAAUGGGAUGCCCGCGAAAAGACCUAUGCAAUGGCUGCGGCCAUGCUGUUGCGCUAGAUACAGGCCGGAAGUCGCUGGGAUUGGAGGCUACAGUUCCACAUAGCAGGUUGUCCAAAACGAGACCUGAGUACCAGUAUCUUGAUAAUUGCAUGC